Molecule: messenger RNA, 6325 nt
Organism: Nematostella vectensis (starlet sea anemone)
Lineage: Eukaryota; Metazoa; Cnidaria; Anthozoa; Actiniaria; Edwardsiidae
Exons: 5
Coding region: 299-5764 (1821 amino acids)
Source: RefSeq, a predicted model, not a curated record
UAUAUCUCUAAAAAGGAAGACAUUUAUCAACAUAUUACUCACAUGACACUAAGUAAUAGCCUGCCUUCAUCAAGACUCUGGAAGGAGGAAAUGGUGAGUGCUAUGUUACAUGCUAAAAAGGAAGUGUAUUGUAAUUAUUUUUCUGUGAUGGACAUUGUACAUUAUCAAACCAAUCUAAAACUAAUCUUUCUUUCUGUUUCAGGGUUUUGGUAUAAAAGUAGUUCAACUUAGAACAAAAUGCAAUAUAACCCUCAGAUGAUCUGAUAGACAAUAUAAAACUAUGGAAAAGAAGCGUUAGAUGAGUGUUUGUGGGUUUGAUUGGGAUAAAUUACACACAAAUGGAGCAUUACUUGUUGGCUGUUGUAAAUGGUCAAAUGCCAACACACCAAAGCCAGGAUCUGAAGGAAGUAAUCUUUUAGGGACAGAUGGAGCUGCUGAUUUAAGAGACAAGAUUCCAAAACUGUCAAGAACUAUAUUACAAGAUCCAGACAAGGAUGUGAACCUGGAGUCAACUGGAUCACUUAGUCUGGUUGAUCCAUCGUACGGAGAGACGGUCGGAGUAGAGACAUUUGAUUACUCACAUGGGAGGAAAGGAGAGAAGGUGACUGAUGGUUCUCUUGACCUGGAGUUGGAGAUAGAGGAAGCUAGGACAAAGCUCUUCAGCAAGCUUGAGAGCGAACAGAGUGACUUGAGAGCUCUGAUAAAGCAGCAGAGGGAAGAGGAGGCCCAUUCUAAAAAAGGCCCAAGUGCAAUGGGCUUUAGAGACACCCUCCUUGCCUAUGGAAAUGAGGACAAAAAACAAACAGACUCUGAUUUUUCCUAUUCAAAAGGGAAAAAGGAGGGUAAAGACAAACGUGGUUCAACUGAUGAUUCACGAUCAUCACGGUCAAAAGGUGACUCUCAGAAUCGGGGUAAAAGGAGAGAGAAAAGCCCAGGUAGUCCUAGUGGCUUUGACCUGGGAAGACCAUUUUUCUCCUCUGGAAAGGAAGGGCCAAUGUCCGAUUCGUCCGACUUGCGUGCAGCACUGAAGGAACUUGCAUAUCUGAGGAGUAUACAGACUGGCGGUGAAUACUCCCUUCCAAGAGAGGAAGAGGAGUACUUUAGGAAAAUCAACGAUUUGUCCAAGACUAGUAUUCUUGAUGAUCCGCUUGAUGACAGUGAUCGAUCAGUAAGAAAACGGAAACUUGAAAUAGACUUCCGAGCAGCACCAUCACGGUCGCCAAAAUCAAAGAAAGAUCCAGCAGAUCUUGGUGAAAGUGAGUCCAAAUGGGAAGAAGUUAUUGACAAGUUUAUUGUUGAUUCUCCAAAAGAGAAAGACCCUAAGAAAAAGCAUAAAGAUGCCAAUAGUCCCUACGGUCCCGCCCUUCCACCUUUUUCAGGCACUCUCUACUCUGACUUGGAGAUAGCCAGGCAGAAAUCAGAAGAUCGACUUGUGAGUAAAAAAGAUUCUCGACGCUUGAAAGACUCUUCACCUCCCCCUCUUACCUCUUCCCAAGAGAACAAGUUUAGAGGACGUGGCAGAGGGUUUAGAGGUGGCAGAGGCGAUCGUGGAACGCUGCGUGGUGCCUUAAGAGGUACUUUCCGUGGGCGUGGAAGAGGAAGGGGCUUUCAGGCUAUCAGAGGGGCUAGAGGGAGGGGAUUCAAUGAUCCAACUCGCGGUCGUCACAUUUUUAAGCCUGGAAGCCUACGAAGAAGUCGUAGUCGUACCAGUUUGAGUUCCAGAAGUAGAAGUAGAGAUAGAGGAGGGAGUCGCAGAGGUAAAAGAAGAAGCCGAAGUAGGAGCAGCAGCUACAGUUCCCGCAGUCGCAGUAGAAGCAGAAGCCGUGAUCGUGGCAGGGGUCGCAAAAGAUCCAGGCGACGUAGCAGAAGUAGUAGCCACUCAAGUUCCAGUCUCAGCCGUAGCAGGAGUAGAAGUAGAAGCCGGGGACGUGGUAGGAGACGAAGCAGAAGCAGAAGUUCUUCAAGGAAAGGCAAGCGACAGAGGAGCAGAAGCUGGAGUUACGAUGAAGAUUACUCAAAGUCUAGUAAAGGGAAAGCUACAGCUGCAAAAAAAGAUAAGAAGUUGAGCAUUGAUGCGAAAUCUAAAGAUGUGAGAAGCAAGAGCAAAUCCAAGUCAGUUGAAAAGAGAACAUCAACUGAAAAGAGUUCUAAAGAGCCUGACCCUGGAGUAUCAAAGAUGAUGGGGCCACCUUCACAGACGCAACUCCCCAACAAGGCUGCUUCAGGGGACACAGAGAAAAUACUCAGAAGAAGUCGAUCAAAGGAGAAGGACAUAAAAACCAAUCCAACUGUCCAAGAAGCCAAGGUUUCAGCAGUCACUGGUGUGUUUGUGCCAAGGACUAUUACUCGGACAGUCCAAGGAAUGAAGAUUCCCGCAGGCCGAGGUCUUAAAGCGCCAGCUCAUCCAGUAUUUAGAGUUCCUGUGGAUGAAGAAGACGAGGAAGAGGUCCCUCUAAGGAAGGAACCAGCCAAGCCCAAAAAGGCAGAGCCUAACAAAGAUGAUAUCGCUCAAAAUCAUAAGUUCAAGGCAGUCUUUGAAAGUGAGGUUGACAGAGUCUUUGGUAGGAAGGAAGCCAAGAAGGAAGCUGCUCCUGGGAGUGCUCCUGAGCAGGCUGCUGCAGCUGCAGACAAGCCAAAGGAGGAAGUGAAUAAACAGAAAAAGGAAAGCGACAAGCAAGAAGAGUCAAAGGAGAAUGAAGGAAAAGAGAUGACACGUAAGGAGAAGAGAAAAAAGAUCAAGGAGGAGAGAAACAGGCGAAAGAAAGAAAGGAAGCGGGAAAAGAGAAAGAAAAAGGCGGAAAUGGAUAUAUUUAGCAGUGAUGAAGAAGGAAAGAAAGCCAAUGAUGACCAGUUUGAUGAUCAGAGUCUCGAGGGCGGCAGCCACGUGGACCAAGGCGAUGUGGAAGCUCUACAAGAGGGCGUGGCAGCAGUGGGGUACGAGGACUACUAUCAGGAGGGGGGCGAGUACUACAACGAAGAACAGGGCUGGUACGACGAGGCCGGCCAGUUCCACCCCUACCAGGAGGGUGAGGUGUACUAUUACGAUGAGCAAGGUAAUAUCGUGGAGGGGUAUGAUGCUGGACAGGUUUAUGGACAGGAUGGACAGCUAUUGGCGCCUGCUGUAGAGGCUACUGAAGCCUAUGGCGAGGAGUACUACACCUAUGAAGGUGCCGACCAACAGGCUUACCCAUCAGAGCAGGUGUAUGUGGAGGGACAAGGGGAAGCACAAUAUGCGGACGACGAAUGGGAUUAUGUCGAGGACGUGGUCCCAGAAGCGGAAACGUACGGCUACGAGACCUACCAAGGUGUUGAAGGACAGGAAUACCUCGAAGCUGAGCAGUAUGUGACUGAUGCAACUACCUGGGAAGGCUACACUGAGGCCUACGUUGAAACCGAAGAGCAGCAGUGGAUUGCACCUGAGGCAAGCUAUGCAGAGGGCGGCGAAGAGUAUGUAGACUAUCAGUAUGACGCCUCUCAGGCAGGCGGACUAGAAGACUACUAUGGUCAGCAUCCAGGAGUCGUUGGUCAAGAAAGUCACUGGGACCAGCACCAAGGGGGCGAAGAGACGUACGCUAGGCCACAAGAGUCAUUUGAAAGACCGCAGGUUAUUGAUUAUGGUCACAGUGGCUUUGCUCAACCCUUGCCUAUUCAAGAUGACCUCUCUGCGUCUCAAGGGAGCCAGCAGCGAGCUCCAGUCAGAGAGAAACCUGCUCGUCCACUGAAGUCCAUACUGAAGAAGAAGAGUUCUGAUGCAGAGUCUACCUCUGUAGGCAACACUGCAACAGCAGCAGUAGCAGCUACCACUGCUAAACCUCGAAUAGGAGAGAAUGUCGGUCCUGAGUACAUAGUACGGCUUGCUGAUUCGGGGAAUAGGCAGUUCUAUUGCAAACUGUGUAAUUGCUACAUUGCUUCAGUAAUAACAAAGGAGCUUCAUGCCAAGAGCAUCAAGCACGUGGAGUUUUUUGUUCGUGAAAAGUCAUCCUUGCUUCAAAGUGUGCUUGGUGUUCCAACAUUAAACGCAAUUGAAAAGAACCAGGAGAAGGAGGUCGCAGCUGAAGUUCCCAAGCAAUUAGAAGAACAGCCUGCCAGAAACCUUCCUCAAACACAUCAACAGGUACACGGGAGGCUAGGUGAGUAUGAUGGCAGAGAGAGACCUUACGUUGAUGACUCCAGACAAGUAGAACACCAAAGCUCACCGGAGAGGUCACAGGCUACGGAACGCAGCGGAAGAUUAGACCAUGAUCGACUUGAGGCAUAUAACAAGCAGGAUCAGCACAACCAUGAUCGCUAUGAUAUCAGGACAGGUCGAAUGCCUGAGGAGAAGCACUUUACUCGUGAUGAUAACAGAAGGAAUGAAGAUAGAAUACAACCUGGACGACCCAGACCGCGUCUCGAGCCUGCUGAUAGGGGAAGAUCACAAAGGUCUGACAGGCGAUCACUUGAAUCUGAAAGGAAACCAUUGCGAGAUUCCGAAAGAAGGGCUCCAGAUAGUGGCUAUGAGCAGUCUAGAAACGAUGUUCCCAGUGGCAAUUUCGAUAAACGAGAAAGUCAGUAUACUCGAAGUUUACUUAGGAAUACAUUCUCUGGGCUCCAUGAUUCGCAAACUCAGCAAGGUGACCACCAGAGACGUUUGUCUGCUGAAAAGCAAAAUCAGCCACCUUAUCAAAGGCCUGGAGAUCGAUCAAGAGAUAGUGGAGAACAAAGAAGCAGUAGCGACAACAGAAACUCAAAUGAUGACGUUAAGGCUGGUAAAUCUCAAACAAGAGAAAAUCCUCAAGAAAGGGGCAACAAAGAAUCAACGGUGGAAUCAAAAGAUGUAAAGAACCUCAGAGAAAAUGAGGCAAGGAGAAGCUCAUCACCCAAAGAUAAAAGGUCAAGCACCCCUGACUCAAGAAAACCAACCGGCGAAAACAAAUCUCAUAGAAACGAUAGGAGACCACCAACACCUCAAGAUAAAAAGCAAGAACCUCCAUCACGGCCAGACCCUCAGCAAGUUGGUAGAGGUCAUCCAUCGACGAGAGAGCCCCAGCGCACUGCUCCAACACCAAGAACUCAGCAGCCACCAGCCAGAGGUAGAGGGCUACCUGCUGGGCGUGGUGCACCAAGGGGAAGAGGUGUGCCCCCUCCUCCGCCACGUGGGGGUGGACAAGGUUAUCCAGCUCAGGGAGGAAGAGGUGCCUACCAACAACAGCCAGCGGAGGGAAGGCAUGUAUCUGACCUCUCCCAAAAGCCAAAUAGGUCACUAAAUCCCCCCCAACGCCCUUCACGUGAAGCACCACCGGCACAACCACCAACUUACAGAAAUCCAGCCCAAGCUCCAUUCGAGGCUACACCGCGAGAGCAUUUGCCUAAGGCUCCCCAAGCUUCAGGUCAAGGUGCUUUUCCCAUAGGAGCAAUACCUAGAGGUGCAGUUCCUCGUGGGGCGGUGCCAAUCAGAAGUACUGGUGAUGGAAGCCUUCGACAGCCAGCUUUAAGCAGGUUUAGCAGUGUUGCUGUUCGAAGUCAACCGGCACGUCCUCAGCCACCUGCACCUCCUAUGCAUGCAGGUAGUAUCCCUGCUCAAUCAAUCCCAGUUGCCCCCAGCCGUGGAACUCGCCAGUACCCGCCAAGAGGUGCUCCCAUGAUGCACAGAGGAAGGGGUCAUCCUCCGCCCCAGUACACUGGUGGCGUGCCUGCUCACAGAGCUCCACCUGCUCCUACCAGGGGAGGCCCGCCGUAUCGCGGAAGCGGUGCCUCAUAUCGUGGCCGGGGUCGUGCAUGGUAAUAGGUCUUUCUCUGUAGAUAGGUAGUUAUGAAGUAGCAAGACUUGCAAAUCAUAAGUAGGAAGUAUCAAGUAACAAUACUUGCAAAUCAUAAGUAGGAAGUAUCAAGUAACAAGACUGACACAUACUGCUUUUACUGUCUAUGGAGAAACGGAAUCCACCUCGUUAAAUAACGAAUACCUAAAUAGGGUGGCCGUAAGACAUUUGCUUUGGUUUUCUUGUCAUCACUGUUACCCCUCAACAGUCCAUUGAUACGUCGUGCCGACCUUUUGAUUCCAUGAUACCAUCGCUUCUCAUGAUAGCCGUUUGAUAUUGCGGUUAGACGUUUUACUUUGCGGAGUACGCGUUACUUGCUCGAAAUAUACAUUUUAUUUACGUACAAAGUUCAAAGCAACAACAAGUCCUUGUACUUAGAUAUGCAGUAACUUGUAAAUAUAACUGCAGUUGUAGCACACGUAGGUUGAUAAAGUAAUCAGCGUACUCUAAGAUCAAACCUUUGUCAUUCUCUCGUGUGCCAUGAUAAAGGUUGAUCGGAAUAUUGGAAUAAAGGAGCUUAAUUUAAA